CUCAGGGCGGGCAGAGGAAUGGUUGAUACUGUUUUUAAAAUCAACCAGUUCUUCCCAAGUAAACUACCUCAAUACCAAGACCACUGUAGCCAACAUGAAAUGUUUCUAAUGAGGAAGAACCAUCUGGACUUCAAGACUCUGGCACAAGCUCUUGCUAUGGACAAGGACAGACGUGAAGAUUACAUUAUGAAUCAAAUGGAGGCGCAGUAUGGUGAACAUUAUGCCCAGAAAGUAGAGGACAGGCUGCUGCACUAUCUGCAUGAGUUGGAGACUGCAUUACCAGGAGAUACCUACAUUGAUAAGAUACUGAAGAAAAAAAGCCCUGUGACUGAGGAGGAGAAGCUGUUGUUGGAAGUAAUAACCUCUGACUCCACGACCAUUGCAACAACUCUAGAGAAACUGCUGCACUGUGAUGUUGCUCCCUGUAGUCUGGGCAGGGUUUCUCAGUCACCAAAACAUGGAAAGAGUGGAAUAGAAAGCUCUCAACUCCCAAAGUUUGUUCUGCUUGGCAGCUCUUCAAAUGCCUUCCUCAAGUCAUUGGAAGCCCAAACUCCCCUCGAGUCUCAGUCAGAGGUUUUCAGGAGAGACGAGGAGGCUGAACAAGAUGUGUCCAAGGACAGCCCUCUUUUGUCGGAGAAUGACAAUGAUUCAGAUGUGAGGAGACGUCAGCAAACAGGGGAUGAUUGUGAGGUGGUCAAGAUGCUGGAAGAAGAGAGCAGUGUUGAGGAAAACGAGGAAAUCAGUCAGAGGAGCAGUGACUAUGUUGAGGAUGCUACUUCCUCUUCUCAAUUCUGCUUCAAACACCAGCGAUGGGUGAAGAGCAUCCUGCAGGAGUGUCCUGACGAGUGCUCAGAAGAGUUUCUGCUUCAGGCUAAUGUUUCUCUAUCUCCCCCGUUGUUCCAUUCGUCCUCAUCUAUCACUUCAUCACAAGAUCUCACCCCUUCUGGCAUUAUUCCGUGCCCCCCUGCCCAACAAAAUCCUUCUCCGGAGACCUCCACCAUUCUUCAGACAGCAGCGCAGGCAUGUGAACAAGCACCCUCUGAAGAUAAGAUGAGCUCUGGAUCACCUGGAUUAGCAAGCAGUUCCGCUUGGAAACCGCUACUUCAGCCCUCUUCAUCCAGAGACAGUCUUCCGCCCGCCCUGUUGUCGCCUGUGGUCCGAUUGAUAGACAUUGCCUCUGUCAGAGGGAUCUGUCUUACAUUUGAACCCCAUCAAGCAUCUCCAAAUCACGUCACCACUUCUAGUAACAAACAGGAAGCUUCUGCUUCCAGUCCUCAGGUACUAACCGCUCCUCUCCGCCAUGCCACAGGAAAUGACGCCAUACCUCAGGCAAUGACAAAAGACUCUACAUUUGCCCAACCAGAAACCGUGGCCCCAGCAAAUUCUCCCAAUACAACACACAAAGUGCAAAUAGCUCCUGUAUCUCGUGAUGCAUCUACCUCUACCAGCUGUCAACCCCCAACUCAGCAGUCUUCUUCCAGAUUUUCAAGGAAGUUCAGACGGGCUUGUACUACCACCAGACAUUCACAGGCUCUGGACAGAUUCAGUCAGAAUCCUUUUACUGAACAGCUCAAAAAGGCCCCAACUACUUUUCAGACAAGUUACCUGCCGUUGUCUGCUGAUUUUGGUGUCCCUGGGCCUCUUACACUAGAUGCUUCUACCUCUAUUUGUCAAUCCAGGACUCCAUUCUCAGUCUGUACUGCUAACCAGAUCCCUCUACCUACUGACUCAUCCCAAAAGGUUGUCCCUCGAAGCUCAAUUGAACCUCCUCCUCAGACACACAUCAGUCCUUUUCAAUCAAAGACCCUACCACGCUCCACUGGCAUAUCUACCUCCAACUCUAAUUGCGUGGCUGUCAGGUGUGAGACCAGCAGAGUCCAAAGAGCCAAGCUGAGGUUGUCACUAUGUAGUCAGGCUGUGCUGCUGCAGUCCAAAAUGCUACAGCCCUAUGUGAGUCUUACCAGGCUGAGCACUGAGGAGUGUUACCAAGUGACCAAGGGGAGAUACUCAACCAGGUAUGCAGAGCCCCUGGCCCAAGGCAGCAGUGAUGACAGUGGAACAGACAGGAGGAAGGAGGAGGAAGAAGAUGCAAAUUCUUCUUUUGAUCCAAACAUUCUUUACUCCAGUCAUUCUUCAAGUAGUGAUAGUGAGGACUCACUUGUUUGUGACCCUGACUACAAACCUUGCAUUAAAAAGAAAAGACUUCUCUUAGAGUAUGAGGCUGCAAGGAGCCUGAUUCAUACAUGACAACAUUUGAUCCGACCAGCGUUGGGUACUUCAGGACACUUUGUACUGAAAACAUUUUGUCUGUGCUCUGUGGUGGACAAUCUAGGCAAUGAUGACACUGUUUCUGUUGCUGCAGUCACUUAUCAGCCGACAUAGAGCCACCACAGAUACCAGAAUACCUGCAAUAAGAUAAUAUUGAGUGAUUUAUAUAUUAUUUACAUUUCUAUUCAUUGAUGCUAGUUUCAGGUUUUAGGAACUGACACAAAGUCUGAGAGGAAUGUCACGCUAGAUUCGACUCGUUUGUCUGAACAGUUGUUGAUGUAGACAGACUGAAAUUCAUUUUAGGGUUCAGGUUUCAGAACAAAAUUGAACAACCAAGUCAUCUGUCUGAGGCAAAGACUCAAAAUCUAAUGAUAGUUUGGCUUGCGACAACAGCGUGCGCCAUUAUUUCUUAAGCUUACAAGAGGAAGUUUGCCCGCCUGUUGGUUUGGCACGCUCUUGGCAGUGCUUCAGUUGUGUUUUUGUGUUUUUAUAUGGGCAAACUGUGCUUGUGUUGUCUUGAGGAAAAGCUCUAUUUUAAAUACAACCAUGUAUGUGUGGACUAGGCAUAGGUCCAUGUCGACCACAAGGAAGGUUUGAGUUCAUGCUAGACUACAUCCGGUCAGUUGAGUUUAAAUAAUUUGUUGUAAAUGGUUUGUUCAUAUUUUAAUUGUAACUGUCUAAUUCUGUAAAAUUGCAUGGGUCAUAGAUGCCUGCUUAGGUACAAGGUACCAUUGGGUACAAGGUACUCUAGCUCAGAGAUCCGUUUCAUGGUGUUAUUAAGACCCUGGUUUUAGUAAAAUUCAUUUUUUUGGCACAAAAUACAUUUUUUAAAAAAGUCUUUAAAAAAUGUCUUAAGUCGUGUGUGUGUGUGUGUAAAGUAAAAGGGUGGACCACCUUGUCAGUUGAUGUUAGGCAGAUAUGGACUCAUACCCCAUGGACUGCCCAGUGGGAGUCAGGUCUAAUUUUCUUUGACCAGACAUGUGUCUGUCUUCAGAGUCAACCAAUCAGCUUAGUGGAGGUCAGCUGUGUAUGGCAGCGUGUCCAGUGGCACGACACAGCACUAACUGUCUGCAUGAUGGUCAAAGGUGUGAACCAAAAACUGGUGUAGACAUGUGCGGCAUAUCACCCCGGGGUCAGCACUGAGGUCAGCAGUAACCCCCACUGUUUGCAUUUGUGUAUUUACACAGUGCUGUUGGAGGGAAUAAUAGAUAGGGCCUUUGUGCUGGAGGUAAAAUGAGGACACUGGUUACUGGCUUUUGACCCGAGGACUGAUAUGUAUCUGUGCCCUUGUAUGAUGCAUCCUGAUUCGACAUAAAGGUCAACACAGAAUAAGAUUAGAAAUGUGUUGCUUUGACUAUUAAAGGUCUUAUAACGGGCUUCACCUGGACCAGACCUUCUUAUUCAGUCACUGAAGAAUUUUGUUUGUUACAUUUUAUCAUGUUUUCCUUUUGGACAAAUGAGGUUUGGGGAGCGAUUAACCGUCUUAGCCUGUAACUGAAUUGAGAUCUACAAUUAAAGCAACCACUAUUGAAUCAAUCUAAUUGUUUCAAAUUCAUUCUUCCAUGUCCUGCGAAAGUAGGGUAAUGAACUCCACAUAACAAGUCUGAUCGUGAAACACUAAACCUGGAAUUUCACCAAGAUUUUGAAGGCUAAAGAUAAAGUUCGUGAAAUUCACGAGGAUAGCCUUGCAUAAUCUUGACCUAGAUAGUCUCAGUACUAUGUGAGGAAUUAUAGCUUUGCCUCUAAGCAUUUUCACAUCUUUAGCGAUGAUUUAGAGAAUUUGAUAAGAUAAAUUAACUGCAACGGGUGUUGCAAGGGGAGAAUUUUCAGUCUGUCCAGCCAUAAAGAUCAAAAGACUUUGGUUGUCUCAUUUUCUGGAGAUAUGCUUGGUUCCAGAUGGUAUUGUUGACAAGAUCGCUAAGAGCAGAAAAUACUCCUCUUAAUGUUCUUGUUCUCAUAACAGCGUGGGGGGUAUCUAUGUAGGCCACCACUUUUCAGUACCAGAACAUAAUAAAAUACAUUCAUGUAAGUUCAAUGGAGACUGACAGGAGAGUGUUUCUUUAUUCAUCACUGACUGCAGUGAUGUAGCAGUGUGACCUGGGGGGUGUCAGAAAUUUUAUUCAAAUUGUAAAAAAAAAAUCCAUAUACUUGAUUGUGGCGGUAAAAAAAGCAGUUUGAAAGAAGUACUGUAUGUUUUAUGAUGAUAAAAUGGCUGUUUUUGUGAAUGGAGUCUGGUGGCUUUGGUGAGAGGGAUUGAACAACUUUUUGUGGUUCAACAAAACAGAUCUUACUCUUUGACAGAAGGUAUCUCUGUAGGGAGCCUGUCAGAGGCAAAACACACUUUUAGUGGACAUGCAUUGAUGGUACGGAAACACCCAGAGGGAUUACAUUGCAGCCUGUUUCAGCUCUCUCUUUCACCACUGGAAAAACUCUAAAUAUUGUUGUCUCUAUUAGUCGCUUAAACACAAAACAUGGGAAAAUAAUCAGAUAAUAUUUGACUUUAAUUCCUCCUGUUUGUCUGGGACAUUGACGUCUUCCAGGACGUGUGGACCUGGGCAGCUGUGCACACAACAUCACCUUGACUGAUUGAAAAUGAAAUGUAGGUAAAGUUGAAAUGAACAAAUAAUUCAACAGUGUGGUUUAGGACAUUAUUUUAUUUGUUUUGUAAUGUGCAGUAAUGUAGAUCUUUUAAAAGAUGUUGAAAUAUAAUACAAGAAAUAUGUCUCUUGUAUUGAUUUUCCCUCUUAUGGACAUAAUGCCCCAAAAAGAUGUGCUUUUUUAGAGGCAAUAAUCAAGCAUCAUUUCUGGCCUAUUUUGACAGCCCUGGUCAGUGUUCUGUGACAUUACUGUUGGUUGUGGUCAUGGGUGUGUCACACCGCGGUGAGGUUUGUCUCGUCUUGGGUUUUUGUCUUGUUAUUUCCUGUUUUAUUUUGU
Chelmon rostratus (copperband butterflyfish) is the source of this 5202-nucleotide messenger RNA. RefSeq lists its product as uncharacterized. Lineage: Eukaryota; Metazoa; Chordata; Actinopteri; Chaetodontiformes; Chaetodontidae. The coding region runs from base 19 to 2247 and encodes 742 amino acids. The transcript has 5 exons. The record is from RefSeq and is a predicted model, not a curated record.